Molecule: messenger RNA, 1071 nt
Organism: Anthostomella pinea
Lineage: Eukaryota; Fungi; Ascomycota; Sordariomycetes; Xylariales; Xylariaceae
Source: the annotation of a GenBank genome assembly
AUGCCUGGCCCCCCUCCACUAGCUCCUGCCCUGCAGAGGAGCAUCGAUGCCACCAAGGUAGACUACGUCAACCUGGGCCAGUCCGGCCUUCGAGUGUCUGUCCCGAUCCUCGGCGGCAUGUCACUUGGCUCCAAGGAGUGGGCUCCCUGGGUCUUGGACGAAGACGAUUCGCUCCAGAUCCUGAAAGCCGCCUACGAUCGCGGUAUCAACACCUGGGAUACCGCUAAUGCCUAUUCGAACGGCUUGAGCGAGAAAGUCAUCGGGAAAGCUCUCAAGCACUUUGGCAUCCAGCGAGAGAAGGUCGUCAUCAUGACAAAAUGCUUCAUGCCCGUGGGGGAGGAGUCUAACCUCCAUGUUCCUCCUCCCGUCGCAAGCCAAAGUGUUGAUUACGUCAAUCAAGCUGGUCUGUCUCGAGGUGCGAUCCUCAAAGCCGUGGAUGCCUCCUUGAAGCGGCUUGACACCACCUACAUCGACGUGCUGCAACUCCAUCGCUUUGACGAUUCCACACCCAUCGAGGAGACCAUGGAGGCAUUGCACGACCUCGUACGCUCCGGCAAGGUGCAUUACAUCGGUGCGAGCUCGAUGUGGGCGACGCAAUUCGCCCAGAUGCAGUUCGUGGCAGAGAAGAAUGGCUGGACCAAGUUCAUCAGUAUGCAGAACUACUACAAUCUCUGCUACCGCGAGGAAGAGCGCGAGAUGAUUCGUUUCUGCAAGGCGACCGGAGUUGGACUCAUCCCCUGGUCUCCGCUAUACUCCGGGCGACUUGCUCGACCGUUGAGCUCUAGCCGCACCUUGCGCUCGGACAUGCCAAAUCCACUCGAUCCGACUAUGACGGACGUGGACAGAGCGAUUAUUGCCAGGGUUGAAGAACUGGCGACCAAGAAGGGGUGGAAGAUGAGUCACGUUGGUCUUAUCUGGCUGCGAAUGAAGGGAGCGAUUCCUAUCACUGGAUUCAAUUCGGUCGAGAGGGUGGAAGAAGCUUGUGAGCUGCGAGGGAAGACCUUAACCGAUGAUGAAAUUCAGUAUCUGGAGGAACUGUACGUGCCAAAGACAGCCAGGGGCAAUUUCUGA